UUUCUCUUAGCAUCUUAUAUCAAUCACAUUAAUUGCAGUUUCCAUAAAUAUAAUCCACGCCUCCCAAUUUCCUUUUCUUCCAUCAUUCAGGAAACCCUAAUUCACGCCUCUCAAAUUUUCAAAUUGCGAUUAAGGGACCGAAACCGACGAUCCAUCAGUUGAUCAUCUUCCUCUGCAUCGACUUCGUAUUGAUGGCGAUUUUCUUAUACAUCAGGCCACUUCUUCUGCUCCUCCGCCACAAAAUUUGGGGGGUUUGCCGUGAUUUCCGAACGCCGUCAUCGCAAUAACAACACCAGACAAUCGUUGCUGCGCCGUGAUUACGGGGUUCGCCGUGAUUUCCGAUCUCCGUGAUUUCCGAUCGUCUCGACUCCAUAGGUUCCACCCACACAGCAACAACAGCCGUCGCUCGACCACCACCCCCUCCAUGUGGCCUGGAUUGGUAAAAACUGCAAAAGAAGGAGGCGUAGACGUGAUUGAAACGUACGUAUUUUGGAAUGGACAUGAACCAUCACCAGGCAAUUACUACUUUGGUGGAAGGUACGAUCUACCCAAAUUUGUGAAGAUAGUUCAGGAUGCCGGUAUGCUUUUGAUUCUUCGGAUCGGCCCAUUCGUUGCCGCAGAAUGGAACUUUGGCGGUAUACCUGUUUGGUUACAUUAUGUGCCUGGGACUGUCUUCAGAACCGACAACGAACCUUUCAAGCAUUACAUGCAAAACUUCACAACUCUAAUUGUGAAUAUGAUGAAGAAAGAUAAGUUUUUCGCAUCACAGGGUGGGCCCAUUAUCUUAGCUCAGGUGGAAAACGAGUACGGAUACUACGAAGCUGCAUAUGGUGAAGGUGGCAAACGUUACACUCAAUGGGCAGCUAAAAUGGCUCUUUCUCAAAAUAUAGGUGUACCGUGGAUAAUGUGUCAGCAAUGGGAUAAUGUGUUCUGCUCAAUAUAUGUUAAGGUCAAAAUAGAUUCGGAUCUGGUGUCGCUGUCGUCGCUUGAUGUGACAGUAGAAAAGAUCAAACGGCUGGUGAUGAAGGUCGUUGAGAAACAUAUCAUUUUCAACAAGUUGAUUUAGCAAAACACGGUAAGAGCAAUGGUCUGGUACUCCGGCCAAACUGGUGACGCUCUGAUUAUAUCACUCGGGCUAAUAAAGAUGGUAAUGAAGUAAGAAGUAUUAGUCUGACUCUAGGGUUCCGAUUAAGUUCCGCUAGCUUAGACUUGAUUCCGGGAAAGUACUAUAUGUUGUAUUUCUACGAAGAAGGUAAAUUACUCAAAUAAGUUUUUGUAUGACUUUACUGAUGAGAACAUGACUUAUGUGUGCUUGGUGUUGUUAGUUACUUUUUUUAUAUGUACACAUAAAAUAAGUCAAACUAAUACUUCUUACUAUUAAAAGAUAAAAAUGCAGCUGCAUAUGUGGUUAAAAGAGGGAUACAAUUCAGCUACAAAUGUGACAAUAAAAGAGUCCCAAAUACAGCUGAAAAUGUGCUAAACAGUAGAUAAAAAAUAGCUGCAAAUAUAAUAAAAAGAGGCUCAAAACAUGGUUGAAAAUGUGCUAAAACAGAGAUAAAAAGUAGCUGCAAAAGUGAUAAAAGAGGAUCUAAAAAACGUUGGGAGUAAACGUUUUCGUUUACAGCUGCUUAAACAAGCCGAAAAUUCUAUGGUCGACAUAUUGAAGCUUGCUGUUAUUUCCUCAGUAUACAUUCCAAUAUAG
Molecule: messenger RNA, 1702 nt
Organism: Helianthus annuus (common sunflower)
Lineage: Eukaryota; Viridiplantae; Streptophyta; Magnoliopsida; Asterales; Asteraceae
Product: beta-galactosidase 10
Exons: 10
Coding region: 425-1066 (213 amino acids)
Biological process (GO): carbohydrate metabolic process
Cellular component (GO): vacuole; cell wall
Molecular function (GO): beta-galactosidase activity
Source: RefSeq, a predicted model, not a curated record